GCUAGCUCUGUACAAUGGAAAAUGAGCUAAGUCAGCUGCAAACAAAAACCCUAAAAACGUACCUACCUUACCUAGCUAGGCUACUUGUCAUGCAUGGCCACUGGAAAGUGAAAACAGAACCCCCCAAGAAGAAAAGGCAGGUUUUUAUAUAUAAAUAAAUACAAUUGAAAACAGAGCAAGUAAAAAUUGACAAGAGAGAAGGGUUUGUUAGUGUUCACUGUUCAGUACUUGUAAUUGAAAGAGGAAGAAGAAGAAGAAGAAGAACAAUUGACUCCACAGACUGAAACAGUGAAAAAGAAUUAAACAAUACAAAAAUGUAAAAUAUAUGAGUACGUUACGUAUCAGCAGGCAGGCCAGCUGGUUCCUCUCUGCUGCAAAAUUUACCAAACCGAAGAUCUUUUGAGAGACCUUCAGAUUUGGGAGAGAGAGAGAGAGAGAGAGAAGGAGACAGAAAUGGGGAUUCUGUGAGUCAUCUGCUGGCGCGGCUAAGAUUUGCAGAGCGGGGGUCCGACCAUUGCAGAAGAGAGCGUUGCGACAAUCGAAGAAGAAGAAGAUGCUGAUGUACGCCAUUUCCUAAUAGAGAAGAAAUUAUAAUGGGAAAUUCUCGAUCCCUUCUUUCUCUUUAAUUUUAUCAAAUAAACUUGUAGGGGGAGAAAACUACAUCACAAUUCACAACCAUUGGAUUCAUCGUUUUCAUGAAAAAGCCUCCGUAACUAAAAAACAUGUCUCACUUCUCUCUCUAAAGGUCAUCUUCUCUGAACCAAACAACGGUUCUUUUCCCGUCCCCCAAACUGGGACUUCUCUAGCUCUAACAAAGAGCCAUCAGUGGUUAAUCUCAAUCACCAUUAAUCAUCCCAAACCUUCUGUUCCCCAAAUUGUUGGUGGGAGAACCAUUAUUCCAGGGGCAGGGAAGUUUCUUCUGCUGAUUGGACUACCUGGAAAAGAAAGUAAAGAAGGCAUUAAGAAGAGGGAAGUGUGGAAACCUCCAGACGGCGGCAAUAAAGUCUCCACCAGCCAAAGCAUAGGAAGGAGAAGUGAAUGAAAAGGGGCUAAAUCAAUUGCAAAAUCUGUGAUCAGUGACAAUACAAUCUACAUCGAUCAAACUAGAGGCAACAUUGAGCCAAGAGCCCAUGUUCUGGCAGCGGAAAAACAGGGGAAAACUCUGGUUAGUCUCCAGGGAAAUUAUGAAGGGAUUGACAAGAAGGAUAGCUACCGCAAUCAAGAGGAAAGAUAGGCGAACAGGAAUGGAAGAAGAAAUAAAGGGAGGAGAGAUUGGGGAAGAGAAGGUUGUGCGCACAAUCCUCUGUCUGCUACCUUUUCUCUAUGUUUCCUUCAGAUCACAAAUCCCUCUUUUCGUGAGAAGGAAAACCCUCAAUCUCAAACCAAACUACUGUACCUAUCAAUGGAAUCCAUCACAAAUGAAGCAACCAACAACCAAAGGAAGGAGAGCCUGGUCCCGACAGCAUCCAGGGGCAAGGGGGGCGCCUUGUCCUGUCCUCGACUGGUGGAAGAGGAAUGUCCAUGCUGCUGGGGAAGAUGUUAACAGAAAGCAAAGUAGCAGUGGCAAAGGCAAAGGGGGCUGGAGAAGCUCGAUACGCGUGGGGCUGCUAUGGAGAAGUCAACAUCCAGCCCACUGAAACCCGGAAUCUUUUCUUAUUCACAUUCAGCAACGCCGAGAUCAGAGACAAGAUCUGGAGGGACAGGCCCUGGAGCUUGUCUAACACACUGACGGCGAUUGAAAGGUAUAAUGGAAGAGGGAAGCCUGAAGAUGUCGCGAUCGAGAAGAUGGCAACGUGGGUUCAAAUCCAUGGGCUACAUCAAAAUCAAAGGAACGAGGAGAAUAUGGUGACUAUUGGCUCGAGCUACUUCUUGGGGCUGCUGGACCUGGACAGAGCAAGCUUGGAGUACACAGGAUACAGGAGGUUCCUUCGCAUUCUGGUCGAGGUGGACAUCAGGGAGCCUGUUCCAACAGGGUUCGAUUUUCCUUUUCUUGAUGAAUCCUCAGGAGUGGAGCACUGCGAGGUUAUUGAUUUCAAAUACGAGAGAUUGGUGGAGCUGUGCUACUUUUGUGGCAGAAUCGGGCAUAACUGGCCGACUUGUAGGAGAAUGAACGAGGAGAGAAAGAAGAACAGCGUAGCCUACCUGUCGGAGGUCUACACAGCGACUCUCAAGGCGGGGGUUGACUCGCCUCAUAGAAGCUCUGCUUCUCAAUCAAGAAACAGGGAAGAGGGUUGUAUCGAAGGAGUGAAGAGGUUGGAAGCAGCUGGGCGGAGGAGAGGGGUGGAGCAACAGGGGGAACCCAAAAAUACCCCCUGGUUUCACAAUCCAGAGGGCUGAGGAAGCUCAUGUCGGUAGGUUUUCGUCUAUGGCUUUUUGCACAAAUCAUCGCCUUUGUGUUUUGUUAUUGUUCGCUAGGUUUUCGUCUAUGACUUUUUGCACAAAUUAUCACCUUUGUGUUUAGUUAUUGUUCGCUAGGUUUUCAUCUAUGGCUUUUUACACAAAUCAUUGCCUUUGCCCACCAUUUUGCACCUCAUCUCAAAAUACUAUCGACGGAAUCCUAAAUAGUUAUUGUUCCCCACCACCAUUUUCCAAUGCAGCUACCACGAGUUUUGUAUCGGGACCGAGUUUCAUCCUCUUUAGUGCUUUUUCUUUCUUUUUUCCUUUUUGUUCAGCAUGAUCACAAUUGAACCAAAACACAUGGGUAUCCUAACUUGAACGCAAAUGAUCGCCUUUGGCCACCAUUUUGCAGCUCAUCUCAAAAUACUGUCGGCGGAAUCCUAGGUUGUUCCCCACCAUCGUUUUCCAAGGCCACUACCACGAGUUUUGUAUCGGGACCGAGUUUCGUCAUUUUUAGUGUUUUUUCUUUCUCUUUUUCCUUUUUGUUGAGCAUGAUCACAACUAAACCUAAUGUCACUAC
Messenger RNA from Linum trigynum, 2917 nucleotides. The record is from the annotation of a GenBank genome assembly. Lineage: Eukaryota; Viridiplantae; Streptophyta; Magnoliopsida; Malpighiales; Linaceae.